Molecule: messenger RNA, 216 nt
Organism: Gongylonema pulchrum
Lineage: Eukaryota; Metazoa; Nematoda; Chromadorea; Rhabditida; Gongylonematidae
Source: the annotation of a GenBank genome assembly
GCGACACGUCCGCCAGAUCCGCGUCGUUUACGUGCUCGUUUUCAUUCCUCUGCGGAUCUUAUCCAUCGAUUGUUUGUGUGCAUAAGCGGUGUUGCCGAUCAGCUGCAGACAAAUUAUCCAGCCGAUUUGCGUCGCGUUCUCAAAAUGGUCCUGCAACCAGUUGAUGUUGUGCCUGUUUAUGAGGUACGUUUUUUGUGCCACGGCAUUAUCGGGUGA